Molecule: messenger RNA, 2203 nt
Organism: Nothobranchius furzeri (turquoise killifish)
Lineage: Eukaryota; Metazoa; Chordata; Actinopteri; Cyprinodontiformes; Nothobranchiidae
Gene: slc25a28
Product: solute carrier family 25 member 28
Biological process (GO): iron import into the mitochondrion
Cellular component (GO): mitochondrial membrane
Molecular function (GO): ferrous iron transmembrane transporter activity
Source: RefSeq, a predicted model, not a curated record
UAGGUUGGGAAGAGGCGGGGACGGAGUGGGUGAAGCUGAGCUAGGGCAGGGGAUUGAACUACUGCUACAACCCAAAGGAAUGUAAAAGUUAAGGCCCGAAACCAUCCUCGAGAAGGUGUACACGCGAGCUAAACGACUCAAUAUAUCACAUUUUUACUCAUGGAAGCAGAUGGAUUUGCAAGAAAGCGUCGGAUGAGAGCUGAGACCACGUGCAUGGAUCCCGUGGUUGCUGGAGCCUCUGCUGGGGCAGAAGUUCAAUGGCUGGGGGGCAGAUUCUGGGGAAUUUCGGAAAGUAUUGUGGGAAGCCUGACACCCCGAGUUGGAGGGGAAAAACAAUUACAGAACGUUGAUUUUGCCUGUUGUGCUCAAGAUGCACAGACUGGGGACUUCGACGCAGACUAUGAAGGUCUGCCACAGGGAGCUUCUACUAGCACCCACAUGUUGGCUGGAGCUGUGGCCGGGAUCAUGGAGCACUGUGUCAUGUUCCCCAUCGACUGUGUAAAGACCCGAAUGCAGAGCCUCCAGCCCGACCCUGCAGCUCGCUACAGGAAUGUGAUGGAUGCUCUCCGCCGUAUUGUUUCCACAGAGGGAGCGUGGCGACCGUUACGAGGCCUCAACGCAACAGCGAUCGGGGCAGGGCCCGCCCACGCCCUCUAUUUCGCCAGCUAUGAGAAACUCAAACGGACUCUAUCUGAUGCCAUUCAUCCAGGCGCUAACAGUCAUUUGGCUAAUGGAGCAGCUGGUUGCGUGGCCACAUUGCUUCACGAUGCAAUCAUGAACCCAGCUGAAGUUGUGAAGCAACGCAUGCAGAUGUAUAACUCGCCUUACCGGGGCGUCUUGGACUGUGUUGGCGCCGUGUGGCAAAAAGAAGGCCCUGCGGCGUUCUACCGCAGCUACACCACCCAGCUCACUAUGAACGUGCCCUUCCAGGCGCUCCACUUCAUGACCUACGAGUACCUCCAGGAGCUGCUGAACCCCCUCAGACAGUACAACCCCUCGUCUCACAUGCUCUCUGGAGCUUUGGCUGGAGCCAUCGCAGCGGCGGCCACCACGCCUCUGGAUGUGUGCAAGACGCUGCUGAACACCCAGGAGUCCCAGGCCCUCAGCUCCUCUGGCCAAGGCAAAGGAGCCCACAGACACAUCUCAGGCCUGGCCCACGCCUUCCGGACUGUCUACAGGCUGGGUGGCCUGCCGGGCUUCUUCAGAGGGGUCCAGGCGAGGGUCAUCUACCAAAUGCCCUCCACGGCCAUUAGCUGGUCAGUCUACGAGUUCUUCAAGUACGGACUUACGAAGCACCAGCACAGUAAGAGAAGAGUUCCACACGCAGAGACCGAAACGUAAAGGUCCUCUGAUGUCGGUCUGCCCUCGCUGUGAGGAGGAAUUAUACGCACAUAGAGUCAACAUGCCUCAGUUGUCUUUGUCUUUUCAGAUAGCAGAAUAAGAAAGAUGUCUUCUGAAGUGUCUGGUCCCUGCCAAAUCCUCUCUGGCUUCUCUGAGGGGAGAAAAUGUUUUCACGUUAACACACCGAGUGGAAUCGUUUCAAAAGCCUCUUCAGAAAUCACGGUUCAUUCAGGCAGAGCGAAGUGAACGCUCAUCAGCAGAGGGACGUUUCUGUCAUCUCUGAGCAUUAAGUACGUUGGUUUGUGUCCAGAUUUCCCCUUUCCUCUGUUAUAAUAAACCCGAUUUACUGCUAUUCUGCUCAAGGAGACAUUCAGUUUGGGUUUGCUUCAAAUACAAACGAGAUCAGGCCUUCAGCGUCCAGAGAAAAUUCAUGUUGAAAUGGUUUAGUUGUUUAAACUGAAUCCAAAAGCUAAGACGCUUAUUUAUAAUGUUGGAUGAAUAAUAAACAUGAAUUUUGUCAAAAGCGAUCCUUAUAUUAAGAUUUGGACCUUUUAGAAAAUUUAUAUGAAUAUUUUUUUGGUUAUACAAUUGUAUAAAAAAUUCCCAGCAAAAGAAAAAGAUACAUGUUUCAUUUUUUAUGCAUUUAAAUGGAUAAAUCUAAACUUUAUCAUCAUAAAUCUGUUUGAUUUCUCCCUAAAAUGAAAGAUCAGUUCAGAUUUUUGCUCUGCAGUAAAAUGUUUUACAGAUGAGGAAUCAAGCUGUGUUUCGUGGCCGCAAAUGGAAGCUGUCCUCCCUGAUGUCUGAUUGUUGCACUUGUUGAAUAAAGAUGCAGCAGUGAUCGUCUCACUGCGUGUAAACGGUU